Sinocyclocheilus anshuiensis is the source of this 3848-nucleotide messenger RNA. Its product is annotated as NACHT, LRR and PYD domains-containing protein 3-like. Lineage: Eukaryota; Metazoa; Chordata; Actinopteri; Cypriniformes; Cyprinidae. Gene Ontology annotation, molecular function: protein binding. The transcript has 9 exons. Bases 92 to 3490 code for a protein of 1132 amino acids. The record is from RefSeq and is a predicted model, not a curated record.
GUGGAGUUCACUUACUUGCCAAAAACAUUUAUCAAAACGGUAUUUUGUGGGUGGACAAAUCUCUCGCUACACUCUUCAAACAGACCAAAAGAUGCCAUGCCACUUCAGAGAGAAAAGCUCACAUCUGAUGAUUUCAGUGCCUGAAUUAUUUCGAUGUUUUACUAAUUAUAUGGGAAGAAUGACACAGAGAACAACAUCUCCAGUAUCCAGCUGUGUGUCUAUCAAGAGUAACAGCUCUAUUUGUCACCCUCCUGAUCUCAGUAAUAGAACAGUGACAUCUGACCCUGUUGGUGAAGGAGGUGAUCCAGUCUUUACUUCCUCCUCCAGUCAGAUCCACAUCAGGCAGCACAACAAAGCAGCUCUGCAGACACACACACUGCUGGAGGAUUCUCACCAACCGGCAGAUGAUGUCCUGCACAGAGUAAUAGAGACUCACAAAACCUACAUGAAGAGAAAGUAUGAGAGCUUAUUUGAGGGAAUCAAACUACAAAAGAAUCAAACCCUGCUGAACAGGAUCUACACACAGCUCUACAUCAUAGAGGGAGAGAGUAAAGGGGCGAAUGAAGAUCAUGAGGUUGUGCAGAUGGAGAAAACACCUAGAACACAUAAUUCACAGCACACUCCAAUAGGCUGCAAUGACAUUUUUAAACAUGUACCUAAACCAGGAUGUGAGGAGCAAAGAAAACAGAGGAAAGUUGAAAUCAAGACUGUUCUUACUAAAGGCAUCGCAGGAAUUGGCAAAACCGUCUCUGUGCAAAAGUUAAUUCUGGAUUGGGCCGAGGGAAAAGCCAAUCAGGAUGUAGAUUUCAUGUUUGUGCUUCCAUUUCGAGAGCUGAACUUGAUUAAAGAUCACCAGUAUAGUCUUCACAAACUUCUGCUGUACUUUCAUCCUGAACUUCAAGUUCUGGACUCCAAGAUUUAUGAUGAAUGUAAAGUUGUCUUCAUCUUUGAUGGUCUGGAUGAAAGCAGAAUUACACUGAUGUUUUCACACAGACAGAAAGUUUGUGAUGUGCAUGGGUCUUCAUCGUUGGGUGUGUUGAUAACAAACCUCAUUAAAGGAGAUCUUCUUCCAUCCUCUCACAUCUGGAUCACCUCCAGACCAGCAGCAGCCUAUGAGAUUCCUUUUAAAUACUUCAACCGUGUGACAGAAAUUCAGGGAUUCAGUGACCCUCAGAAGGAGGAAUAUUUCAGGAAGAGAAUCAGUGAUGAGCAUCAAGCCAGCAGAAUCAUCUCACAUAUCAGAAGGGCAAGAAGCCUCCACAUCAUGUGCCACAUCCCCGUCUUCUGCUGGAUCUCAGCCACUGUGCUUCAAAACAUCCUAAAACACAAUGACAGUGAAGAAAUCCCUAAAACUCUGACUGAAAUGUACAUACAUUUUUUGCUCAUUCAGACAAAUAGAAGGAAUCAGAAGUAUGAAGAAAAUGACCCAGUGAAGCUCCUACAGUCAAAUAGACAAAUUAUUGUGAAACUUGCUGAACUGGCUUUCAAACAGCUGAUGAAGGGCAAUGUGAUGUUCUAUGAGGAGGACCUGAUUGAGAGCGGCAUAGACGUCACUGAUGCCACAGUGUGUUCAGGGAUUUGCACUGAGAUCUUUAAGGAGGAAUCUGUGAUUUUUCAAAAAAACGUCUACUGCUUUAUACAUCUGAGCUUUCAGGAGUUUCUUGCUGCUUUCUAUGUGUUUUACUCAUAUAUUGUUAAGAACAUGCAAACGCUGAAACUUCUCUUUGUAGAGGUUAAGUGGUUAAAGUCUUGGAAGCUUUCUGAGCUACUAGAAUCAGUAGUUGACAAAACCCUGUGUAGUAAGACUGGACAUCUGGAUCUGUUCCUGCGGUUCCUACUGGGCAUCUCGCUGGAGUCCAAUCAGAGACUCCUACAGGGUCUUCUGACACAAACAGAGAACAGCUCAGAGAGCAUCAGGAACACCACUCAGUACAUUAAAUACACAAUCAGAGCUAACGAUGAUUUCUCAGCUGACAUAUCCAUCAAUCUGUUCCUCUGUCUGCUUGAAAUGAAGGAUGAGACUCUUUACAAAGAGAUACAGGACUUUGUGAAAUCAGACAAACACUCAGAGGAUAAACUCUCUCCUGCUCACUGUUCAGCAAUAGCUUACGUGCUUCAGAUGUCAGAGGAGGUGCUGGAUGAGCUUGACCUCAAGAAAUACAACACAACAGAGGAGGGUAGGAGAAGACUGAUACCAGCUGUGAACAACUGCAGAAAAGCUAUACUUACAGGCUGCAAUCUCACUGAUCUAUGCUGUGAAAGUGUGGCUUCAGUUCUAAAAUCAUCAAACUCCCCUCUGAGAGAGUUGGACUUAAGUAAUAAUAACCUGCACAAGUCAGAAAUAAGGUUGCUUUCUACUGGACUGAAGAAUUUACACCAUGGGGAGGAGAGUUUGUCUGUCUUCAAAUGCUUAGAUCAAUCCUUUCAAGGUUUGGAUUCAUCUUUACAGUUUUUAAACUACUUCCUCUGUGAGAUAGACCUGCAGGAUUUUGGAGUGGAGCUGCUUUUUGUUGGAUUGAAGAGUCCACAAUGUCAACUAAAGAAACUGAGAUUGGACAAUUGCAAUCUCACUGAUCAAUCCUGCAAAGGCUUGGCCUCAGCUCUUCAAUCAUCAGACUCUUCACUUAGAGAGCUGGAUCUGAGUAAGAAUGAUCUGCAGGAUUCAGGAGUGAAACUGCUCUGUGUUGGACUGAAGAGUCCAAACUGUGUACUGGAGAUAUUAAGAUUAUCUGGCUGUAUGGUGACAGAGGAAGGGUGUUGUUAUCUGGCUUCAGCUCUGAGGUCAAACCCCUCACACCUGAGAGAACUGGAUCUGAGCUACAAUCACCCAGGAGACUCUGGAGUGAAGCUGCUCUCUGAUCUACUAGAAGAUCCACACUGUAAACUGGAGAAACUCAAUGUGGAUCAUGUUGGAGAGGUCAUGAUAACAGCAGGACUACGCAAGUAUGCCUGUGAUCUCACACUGGAUCCAAACACAGUAAACAUUCAUCUCUGUCUGUCUGAGCAGAACAGGAAGGUGACACGUUUGGAGGAGCUGCAGUCAUAUCCUGAUCAUCCAGAGAGAUUUGAUUACUUUCCUCAGGUUGUGUGUAGAGAGAGUUUGUCGGGACGCUGCUACUGGGAGGUCGAAUGGAGCGGGUGGAGGGGGGCUGUUAUAUCAGUGGCACAUGAAGGAAUGAGCAGGAAAGGAGGAAGUGAUGAUUGUAGGUUUGGAUUCAAUGAAAAGUCCUGGAGCCUUGAUUGCUCUGAUGAGAUUUUCACUGUCUGGCACAAUAAUAAAAGCAGUGACAUACACAUCCCAUUCUCCUCUAAGAGAGUAGGAGUGUUUCUGGACUGGCAGGAUGGCACUCUGUCCUUCUACAGCGUCUCUGACACACACACACUCACACACUUACACACAUUUUACUCCCCAUUCACUGAACCCCUCUGUGCUGGAUUUAGGGUUUUUAUUGACUCUUCAGUGUCUCUUCAUCAGACUGAAAAGAUUUGACACAAUGGGGUGAAAGGUAUUCGUGGGGCUGAGAAGUCUGGAACAUUCACAACUGUGACCUCGUCUGUGAAAACCCAGCUAAAGUCGCCUAAUAUAAUUAUGAGAUAAAGAGUGUCAAAGUAGUCAUAGCUAUAAAAAUGAUGAAAAUAGGUAAUGUGUGCUUAUCGCUGUACAUGAUAGAUCAUAUCAAGGUAUUCGAGAUUCAGCACUCGAAUUUUCAUUUAUAACAUUAUAAAUAUUGAAAUGAAUGAUUUUAUUGACAACCAGCUUUUAUUGAUAACUAGAUUAUUUUAAGGACAUUGCAAUCAUGACAACUCUCGAAAGAUUUUAGCAUGGUGAUGGAUAUGACAAUGUUAAU